CUCCUCACAGGUGUGUCCCUGGGCCUUGAGGCUGCCUGCCCCACUCCCUGUGGAGACGCCCGCCAGAAAGGUCACGCACCCUGAGCCCCAGCAAGCCCCAAACAGACCAGCCAAGUGACCUGCUAUGGACGCCACAGACGCCUCCAGGAGCAAUGGGUCAAGCCCAGAGGCCAGGGAUGCCCGUAGCCCCUCGGGCCCCAAUGGCACCCUGGAGAAUGGCACCAAGGUCGACGGCAAGGACACCAAGACCAACGGGCACAGCGGGGAGGCCACCGAGGGCAAGAACCUGGGCGGCGCCCUGAAAUCAGGGGAGGGAAAGAGCGCCCUGUUCUCGGGCAAUGAGUGGCGGCGGCCCAUCAUCCAGUUUGUUGAGUCUGUGGAUGACAAGAGCUCCAACUACUUCAGCAUGGACUCUGCAGAAGGCAAGAGGUCCCCGUAUGCAGGCCUCCACCUGGGGGCCUCCAAGAAGCCGCCCGUCACCUUUGCUGAGAAGGGAGAGCUGCGCAAGUCUAUCUUCUCGGAGCCCCGGAAGCCCACGGUGACCAUUGUGGAGCCUGGGGAGGGCCGGCGAAAUAGCUACCCCCGGGGAGACGCGGGCCUCUUCUCGAGGUCCAAGCCAGGCUCCGAGGAGGUGCUGUGCGACUCCUGCAUCGGCAACAAGCAGAAGGCGGUCAAGUCCUGCCUGGUGUGCCAGGCCUCCUUCUGCGAGCUGCACCUCAAACCCCACCUGGAGGGCGCUGCCUUCCGUGACCACCAGCUGCUGGAGCCCAUCCGGGACUUCGAGGCCCGCAAGUGCCCCCUGCACGGCAAGACCAUGGAGCUCUUCUGCCAGACCGACCAGACCUGCAUCUGUUACCUCUGCAUGUUCCAGGAGCACAAGAACCACAGCACCGUGACGGUGGAGGAGGCCAAGGCUGAGAAGGAGACGGAGCUGUCACUGCAGAAAGAGCAACUACAGCUCAAGAUCAUUGAGAUUGAAGAUGAGGCUGAGAAGUGGCAGAAGGAGAAGGAUCGCAUCAAAAGCUUCACCACCAAUGAGAAGGCCAUCCUGGAGCAGAACUUCCGGGACCUAAUGAGGGACCUGGAGAAGCAAAAGGAGGAAGUGAGGGCUGCGCUGGAGCAGCGGGAGCAGGAUGCUGUGAACCAAGUGAAGGUGAUCGUGGAUGCUCUGGACGAGAGAGCCAAGCUGUUGCACGAGGACAAGCAGACCCGGGAGCAGCUGCACAGCAUCAGUGACUCAGUGCUCUUUCUGCAGGAAUUUGGUGCACUGAUGAGCAGUUACUCUCUGCCCCCGCCUCUGCCCACCUAUCAUGUCCUGCUGGAGGGGGAGGGCCUGGGACAGUCGCUGGGCAACUUCAAGGAUGACCUGCUCAAUGUGUGCAUGCGCCAUGUUGAAAAGAUGUGCAAGGCCGACCUGAGCCGUAACUUCAUCGAGAGGAACCACAUGGAGAAUGGUGGUGACCAUCGCUAUGUGAACAACUACACAAACAGCUACGGGAGUGAGUGGGGUACGCCGGACACCAUGAAGAGAUACUCCAUGUACCUGACACCCAAGGGCGGAGCCCGGACAUCCUACCAGCCCUCAUCUCCUGGCCGCUUCUCCAAGGAGACCACCCAGAAAAAUUUCAACAAUCUCUAUGGCACCAAAGGUAACUACACCUCCCGGGUCUGGGAAUAUUCCUCCACCAUCCAGAACUCUGACAACGACCUACCUGCUGUCCAGGGCAGCUCCUCCUUCUCCCUGAAAGGCUAUCCCUCCCUCAUGCGGAGCCAGACCCCCAAGGCCCAACCCCAGACUUGGAAAUCGGGCAAGCAGACUUUGCUGUCUCACUACCGGCCGUUCUACGUCAACAAAGGCAACGGGAUCGGCUCCAAUGAGGCCCCAUGAGCCCUGGGCAGGCAGAACAAGGCGCCACAGCCCCACCCUCCCUACUGAUCCUGCUGCUCAUGCCUUCUAAGCUACCGUGCUCAUCUGGGUGGGAGGGAGCCUGCCCCUGCGCUGCUCACCCAGCCCCCCCACCAGUCUCUCAGGGCCCUGGCCU
Messenger RNA from Carlito syrichta (Philippine tarsier), 2042 nucleotides. RefSeq names its product tripartite motif containing 29 (gene TRIM29). The transcript is spliced from 9 exons. Gene Ontology annotation, molecular function: zinc ion binding. Bases 125 to 1888 code for a protein of 587 amino acids. The record is from RefSeq and is a predicted model, not a curated record. NCBI's taxonomy places the organism in Eukaryota, Metazoa, Chordata, Mammalia, Primates, Tarsiidae.